AUGGCUGCUCCAGCGAAUAUCGAAACGCGUCUGUUCAUCAAUGGAGAGUUCUGCGAAUCCUCCAAUGGCAAAACCUUCGACAUCACGAACCCUUCUACUCUGAAGCUCGUCGCCAAAGUACAUGAGGCGUCAGAACAAGAUACGGACAGAGCUGUUGCGGCCGCGAAGGCUGCCUUCCCAUCCUGGUCAGCCCUGUCGCCAGACCAGCGCGCGCCCUAUUUCAAGAAACUCGCCAGCCUGAUCCGCGAGAGCAAUGACGAGCUCGCGGCGUUGGAGGCAGCCUCCAUGGGCAAGCCGCUGGGUGCCUUCUUUGAUGCCUAUGCGUGCGCCUCCAAAUGGGAUCACUACGCUGAGGUCGGCUACAAUGUGCAAGGCACAACUAGUGUCCAAACUCCUGGCUACAUCAACAUGACUCUACGUCAACCGUACGGUGUCGUGGCGGCUAUCAUACCGUGGAACGUGCCCCUUCUUUUCCUCGCAAACAAGCUGGCUCCUGCCCUCAUUGUGGGAAACACUGUUGUCCUAAAGAGCAGCGAGAAAGCCCCUCUUACUUCCGCAAAAAUAGCCACCUUGGCGCAGAAAGCUGGCUUCCCGCCUGGCGUCAUCAACAUCAUCACCGGCUUCGGAAACGUCUCCGGUAGCAUUCUUAGCCAUCACAUGGACGUACGUGCCCUGUCCUUUACCGGCUCCGGGCGGACUGGACGACUCAUCCAGGCGGCCGCCGCAAAAUCCAAUCUCAAGCAAGUCUACCUCGAGCUUGGAGGCAAAUCGCCUGCAGUCAUUUUCGAGGAUGCAGAGCUGGAGAAGGCUGUCAACGAGACGGCCUACAGCAUCCAGUGGAAUAGCGGCCAGGUCUGCAUGGCGAACUCCAGAGUCUACGUCCAAGACACCAUCGCGGAAAAGUACAUUCAGCUGUUCAAAGACCACUUCACGAACCAAGUUGCGAUGGGAGAUCCUCUGCACAAGGACACCAAUCACGGACCGCAAGCGGAUGAGGCCCAGCACAAGACGGUGCUGCGGUACCUAGAGAUGGGCAAGCAGUCCGGAGACCUCAUUAUCGGCGGCGCGGCGCCGUCUGAUCGUGAAGGAUACUACAUUCAGCCCACUAUCUUCACAAAUACCCCGGAGGAUGCGACUAUCAUGAAGGAAGAGGUGUUUGGACCCGUGGUCAACAUCAACGUCUUCAAGACCGAGGAGGAGGUGCUCGCCAAGGCGAACAACACCGAGUACGGGCUUUACGCUGCUGUCUACACCAAGAACAUUGACCGCGCUUUGCGGUUCGCGAAAGGGCUCGAAGCCGGCACUGUUGCAGUUAAUUGCACCAGCCCGGCACUUGGGAAGGACAUGCCGUUCGGUGGCUACAAGUCGUCCGGAAGCGGUCGCGAGGGCGAGCCGUACUACUCGCUGAACAACUUCCUUGAGACAAAGAGCUACCUGGCCCGUGCCGGUACUGCGCCCGCACUGGAGCCACAUGCCAGAUCGCCACACCGAGACGGAAACGGCCCUAUUACCAUGUCACCGAGGAGGAAUGUUGUCGAUGGAAAAGUCGAGAGUCCAACUUUCCAACAGAAUCGAGCUCCUUCAGCCAGCGAUGACGCGAUCCCAGACGAAGCUGCUACUCCUCCCGACGCCGAGCCCGUUGUCGAAUCCGUGAAUGAUCUUCACGAGCCGCUAGGUUGCAUGAUGAAAGACUCUCGGGGAAGGUUUCGGUACGUCGGCGCUCAUUCAGAGAUACCGUUCAAUGCCGCAGUGUGCUCCAUGGGCAAUGCUCCGCGAAAGAAUCCGAACAUCAUCUCGCCACCCAAAGUCGGCUCAUACCCACCAGCGCUUCCUACGCCCUCGCCGUCCGUGGAUUCGGACGCCCAUGAUCGCUUCUAUCUACCCUCCCGAGAACUAGGUGACUUCUACAUCUCGAGGUUUCUAGAAGAUGUGCACUGCACUCACUGGUUCUACUCGAUCGAGACAUUCCUCUACCGAGUGGAUAAUACCUACUCCGGAAAGGGAUCUUCCCCUUCUAGUUCAUGGAUGUGUUCGCUCUACUCCAUCUUCGCAAUCGGUGCGGCGAAUUAUGACGAGCCAAACGGACAGUCGCCAUUGCCUGCUGGCUCGCCAGCUGCAUCCGAUGAAAGAACAUCUGCCGAUUACAUUGCUCUUGCUAAACAGCUAGUCCCCACUGUUUACGAUGAAGCAGACAUCGACAGUAUCCGAGCUCUAGCAAUUCUUAGCAUUGCGCUAGAGAACAUCUGCUCAAGAGUGAGCUCCUAUUUGUACAUGGGCGCCAGCAUACAGAUGGCCUAUUCGCUUGGCCUGCAUCGAGACCAGAUACCGGAGUCAGGGGCUUCCAUGGAGCGAGAGCAGAACCGCCGAAUCUGGUGGACGCUUUUCACACUCGAUCAGGAGACCGCUUCAAGAGGUGGGAGUCCGACACUCAUCGAUGAGCGAUAUUUGAGGAUCUCGACCCCGCUGCCCUCUGAACAAAUAUUAUAUCCUGGAAUGCACACACCAUUAUCAUGGCUUUCAACUUCGGUAUCGCUAUGCCGCUUGAAAAGGGAAAUCAUUCAGGCUGUCUACACAGAGCGAUCAACAGCCUCGCGCACCAUCUCGUUCACGACGAUCUCGAACCUGCUCCUCUCCCUUCAAAAGUGGCUCCAGUUAAUCUCACCUCAUCUCAAACACGACGUGCCCGCCCCGCCAACGCACAAACGUUCAGUCGCCGUCCUCCACCUCCACUACUGGGGCUCGACAAUCCUCUUAACACGACCCUUCCUCCUCUACCUCGUUCUCAAGCACAGCACCCUUGCUUCGAGUAAGAAAAUCUGGUUCGAAAGAAUGGGUAAAACCUGCAUCGACGCUGCGCAGAAAAGCAUCGCCAUCUUGCAGCAAAUGGCUGUCGACAACACGCUCUCCAGCCUUACCGCUUUCGACAGCACAUGCCUUCUCCGGCUCGUCAUGAUCUUCAUCCUUGCUUACGCGCACACGAAAAUGCCGCAUUACCGCUCCCAUAUAGAGACCUGCAUUUCGACGCUAAGGGGUAUGGAGCAGGUUGGGUUUUGUAAGAUGUGCACGGAGGAGACGCCGAUUCGGUUAGCGGAUCUAGGAAUUGGGGAGGACAGUAAGGUUUCGAAUGCUGGCGUGUUGUUGGAUGAUGAUUUGAUUGCUCAACUUUGGGGAAAUUUUGAUCCCAAUUUCAUGACGCCGUUACAGACACAACAGAGUCUUGAUCUGGCUUUCGACGACUCGGCCUCUUUCGACCUCAACUCAGAGAUCCUGCAGUUCACCAACCUUGAUGAUUCGAUUGUUAUCGAUCCUUCUCAGGUCUACUCAAGCUUCGACUUCCGGUAG
This is a messenger RNA of Trematosphaeria pertusa, 3342 nucleotides long. RefSeq names its product aldehyde dehydrogenase. The transcript is spliced from 10 exons. Bases 1 to 3342 code for a protein of 1113 amino acids. The record is from RefSeq and is a predicted model, not a curated record. Gene Ontology annotation, molecular function: aldehyde dehydrogenase (NAD+) activity; DNA binding; zinc ion binding. NCBI's taxonomy places the organism in Eukaryota, Fungi, Ascomycota, Dothideomycetes, Pleosporales, Trematosphaeriaceae. Gene Ontology annotation, biological process: DNA-templated transcription.